Molecule: messenger RNA, 1999 nt
Organism: Arvicanthis niloticus (Nile rat)
Lineage: Eukaryota; Metazoa; Chordata; Mammalia; Rodentia; Muridae
Gene: Nog
Product: noggin
Biological process (GO): dorsal/ventral pattern formation; negative regulation of BMP signaling pathway; negative regulation of cell differentiation
Source: RefSeq, a predicted model, not a curated record
AGAGUCAGUGGUUUCCAUGGUGAUGGAGCUGAAAGUGCAGGAAAUUUAAAGGCUUGGACCCUGCGAGACAGACAAACCGGUGCCAACGUGCGCGGACGCCGCCGCCGCCACCGCCGCUGGAGUCCGCCGGGCAGAGCCGGCUGAGCAGCCCGAAGCAGGCGGAGAGAAGUGGCCCAGGACCCGCUCGACCGGAGGCUCCGCACAGAGAAGCAGGACGCCGAGCGGCCGGAGGAGGAGGAGGAGGGAAGAGGCUCGUCCACGCGCCCUGCGCCGCCGGCAGCCGGGGAGAGAGCAGCGAGGAGCCGGCGCCCCCAGCGCCCCACGGUCCCGCUGGAGUAAUCUCGGAUGCCCGGCCGCGGCCGCCUUCCCAAGUAGAGCGGCGGGGGGGAGUUGCGACCAACUCGUGCGCGUCUUCUGCGCCGCGGCGGGAGCCGGCGCUGCGCGAACGGCUCUCCUCACUGCUCAUGCUGUCUGCCCUGCGCCUGCCCAGCCUCGAGUGAGCCGCCUCCGGAGGGACCGGAGAGCGCGGCAGCGCCGCGGACUCGGCGUGCUCUCCUCCGGGGACGCGGGACGAAGAGGCAGCCCCGGGGCGCGCGCGGGAGGCAUGGAGCGCUGCCCCAGCCUGGGGGUCACCCUCUACGCCCUGGUGGUGGUCCUGGGGCUGCGGGCAGCACCAGCCGGCGGCCAACACUAUCUACACAUCCGCCCAGCACCCAGCGACAACCUGCCCCUGGUGGACCUCAUCGAACAUCCAGAUCCUAUCUUUGACCCUAAGGAGAAGGAUCUGAACGAGACGCUGCUGCGCUCGCUGCUCGGGGGCCACUAUGACCCGGGCUUUAUGGCCACUUCGCCCCCAGAGGACCGACCCGGAGGGGGCGGGGGACCGGCUGGAGGUGCAGAGGACCUGGCGGAGCUGGACCAGCUGCUGCGGCAGCGGCCGUCGGGGGCCAUGCCGAGCGAGAUCAAAGGGCUGGAAUUCUCCGAGGGCUUGGCCCAAGGCAAGAAGCAGCGCCUGAGCAAGAAGCUGAGGAGGAAGUUACAGAUGUGGCUGUGGUCACAGACCUUCUGCCCGGUGCUGUACGCGUGGAACGACCUAGGCAGUCGCUUUUGGCCACGCUACGUGAAGGUGGGCAGCUGCUUCAGCAAGCGCUCCUGCUCUGUGCCCGAGGGCAUGGUGUGUAAGCCAUCCAAGUCUGUGCACCUCACGGUGCUGCGGUGGCGCUGUCAGCGGCGCGGGGGUCAGCGCUGCGGCUGGAUUCCCAUCCAGUACCCCAUCAUUUCCGAGUGUAAGUGUUCCUGCUAGAACUCGGGGGCCCCCUGCCCGCGCCCAGACACUUGAUGGAUCCCCACCAACGUCCCCCCUCCACCCCCACUGCCUCCAACCAGUUCCACCACCCUCUAGCGAGGGUUUUCAAUGAACAUUUUUUUUCUUCUUGGCUACAGAGACCUGGCUUUCUGGUUCAUGUAAUGCACUGUUUAACUGUGUAGGAAUGUAUAUGUGUGUGUAUAUACGGUCCCAGUUUUAAUUUACUUAUUAAAAGGUCAGUAUUAUACGUCAAAAGUUACCCGGCUUCUACUGUAUUUAAAAAAAAAAAAGCAAGCAAAAGGAAAAAAAGAGCAAAGAAAAGAGAGACUUAUUCUGGUUGUUGGUAAUAAUAAUGUUAACCUGCUAUUUAUAUCCCAGUACCCUUCGCAUGGCGAAGCAGGGGGGAAGAGUUAUUUUUUUCUUAAAAGUACAAAGAGAGGGGGAACUUUUGUAGAAGGACUUUUUUUAAAAAAAAAUGCUAUUUUCCAUUCUUCGGAAAGUGUUUUGAUUUUCCUUAGACCUCGAAGAAGUUAUAGAGUUCAAUGUUAUUUUACAGUUAUUGUAAAUAUAGAGAACAAAUGGAAUGACUAAUCAUUGUAAAUUAAGAGUAUCUGCUAUUUAUUCUUUAUAAUAUCCCGUGUAGUAAAUAAGAAAGAAGUGCAGAACAGGAUUAAAGAAAACCACUAAAACCGA